AUGCCAGAGCAAAACUUCAGGCGAGCCUCUCGCCCUCCUCCGUCAUCUCUCCGCAAGGCACCUCUCCCUCCAUCAACGACGACAACAGCCCCGACCCCGGGACUCAAGAGCAAACCCCUCAUCUACGCCAUAUGCAUCGCCUCGAUAGUAGCCGCGGGCGCUGUCGCCGGAGCAAUGUUAAAAAUGGACCGAGAGCAAGCAGCCGCGAAGGUCAAGCAGCAGGAAUAUAGGGAGCAGCUAUUGCAGCAAGAAGAAGCAGUAUCCUCAUCCUCGACGUCCGACGUUAAGGAUUCAGCACCGGCAACCGCGAGCGUGACGGAAAUGGAUUACCGCAAGCCUAUUGAAUCUCUAGAGGGUCGGCGCGGCCAGCUCCUGUUGCAGAAAAUGCAGUUUGAGCGCAAAAUUGCGGCGUUGAAGGAGAGUCAGGCACGGCAGAGGGAGAUGGAGAAAUUAAAAGCUUUAGGUAAAGAGCAGGGUGCAGCUAAUCCGGCAGCGGCGCCGGGGGAGCAACAGGUGCGCUGA
This is a messenger RNA of Exophiala bonariae, 522 nucleotides long. RefSeq lists its product as uncharacterized. Lineage: Eukaryota; Fungi; Ascomycota; Eurotiomycetes; Chaetothyriales; Herpotrichiellaceae. The transcript has a single exon. The record is from RefSeq and is a predicted model, not a curated record. Bases 1 to 522 code for a protein of 173 amino acids.